Eutrema salsugineum is the source of this 654-nucleotide messenger RNA. RefSeq names its product putative F-box protein At1g67623. NCBI's taxonomy places the organism in Eukaryota, Viridiplantae, Streptophyta, Magnoliopsida, Brassicales, Brassicaceae. The transcript has a single exon. Gene Ontology annotation, molecular function: protein binding. The coding region runs from base 1 to 654 and encodes 217 amino acids. The record is from RefSeq and is a predicted model, not a curated record.
AUGCCUACUCUCAAUGAUCUCCCAAACGAUCUUAAAACGGAAAUUCUCAUAAGAGUUGGGAACAACUCGUUGCUAGAACUUGCAAGAAUUCGAGCAGUUUCAAGAUCCUUCAAAGAACUUGCUCAAAGCGAUGGGUUCCUAAAAAAGGUCAAUCUAUUCACGAGUUGUCCAUGGCGAGAACCAAGCGCUACCGAUUUCAAAAUCCUGUGUCUCCAACACCGCAACCCAAGUGCUUUGUUCCUCUACGGUGCCUCUGAGUUCUUCCGAGAACACCAGACAGGGGAGGGCUUUGAAAUAAUUUAUGAAGCAGCAAAAGGUGGUUCUCAAAUGGCUCAAUAUUGUGCCACGAUGUUAUACCUUCUAGCUAUGGAUAACAUCAAGGAAAACUCGGGCAUUUUCGAGGAGUUGUCACUCAGUCUUGAUGUUGCAAUAGCUAUGAGGCAUGCCAUCAAAAAAUUCUCCAUCAGAUCUUGGGAUUACCUUACUCCACCCGAGUUUGAUGACAGGAAAGAUGCUUUCUACUCUUUUGACUGGGAUGACAAAUGUUCCUGUAGCAAAAAGACAGCUAUUGGCUUCGGUGUCCCUAUUGGGCUACUCCUCCCCCCUGCAACACGUGUUCAUGGGUUUAUGAAGUCAGGAAGUUCUGCAAAAUAA